Molecule: messenger RNA, 7392 nt
Organism: Rhinichthys klamathensis goyatoka
Lineage: Eukaryota; Metazoa; Chordata; Actinopteri; Cypriniformes; Leuciscidae
Gene: loxhd1b
Product: lipoxygenase homology PLAT domains 1b
Exons: 40
Coding region: 142-7329 (2395 amino acids)
Molecular function (GO): protein binding
Source: RefSeq, a predicted model, not a curated record
UGAGGUCGCCUGUCAUCAAAGAAGGGGAAAAGCCCCAUGGACUCGAGAUCUUCACCUGGCAGAUCCACCGAUCAUCACAGGUCACACUCGUCCUCUUUCACAGUCAACAGUUAAAGUUACACUGUAGUAAAUAAAUUAAAGAUGCCCUCGAAGGAGAAAAAAACACGACAGGCACAAGAAACCGAAGAAGAGGGGGAGAACGAUGACGGAGAGGAGAAGAAAUCAAAGUCGAGAAGGAAAGGUAAGAUCAGCGGUCCAGAUUGUGCCACUAAGAAGAAACAGAAACACGCCGAGGACACGGUCAGCGAUGCAUCCGAGGUGAGGAAGAGCCAGAGAGGGCCGGAGAAGAAGAAGAAGAAGAAGAGGAAGAAGAAAAGCUCUAAAUCAAAGGAUGAGGAGGUGAAGAGCAGCAGUGAGGAAGAUGAAGAUGAACACGAGUCGAAGAACAAACACAAGAACCUUCCGGAUGUCGUUCAAGUGACCGAAGUCGGGAGAAACAGAAGAAAGGAGAAGAACCCUGUCGAGAGCAUCAUGGGAUCCAAAGAUAAGAAGUCCAAAGACGAGGGGGGGAAGAAGAAGAAGAAGAAGAAAGAAGAAACGGACCCUGAAGAAGAGGAGGACGACGACGACUCCCAGAAGAAGAAGAAGAAGAAGAAGAGCAAGAAAGGAACCGGUGAGAGCGAUGACGAGGGCAAGAAGGGAAAAGGCAAGAAGAAGAAAUCCAAAAACGUUGAUUAUGUCGAGAUCUAUGAGAACGAACUGAGGAACUAUGAGUCUGAGAAGGUGGAGAACUAUGAGGACGAGUACCACAAGAAAAAAGUGUAUGAGGUGGUGACCAUCACUGGAGACGUUAAUGGCGCAGGUACAGACGCCAAUGUGUUUGUCACGCUGUUCGGGGAAUAUGGCAUCACUCCCAAACUGCACCUGGCCAGCAAGAAUCGAACUGCUUUUGAAAAAAACAAAACUGACGUCUUUCGGAUAAAAACACACAAUGUCGGCCCUUUGAAGAAAAUUAGGAUUGAACAUGAUAACACGGGCCUGAACGCCAGCUGGUAUCUGGACCGGGUCGUGGUCACAGACAUGAACCGGCCACAUCUACGCUUCUACUUCGCCUGUAACAACUGGCUGAGCCGAGCCGAGGGCGACGGGCUGUUCGUGCGGGACCUUCUGGGCAGCCCCGACCCCAUGGACAUGCCCAAAUAUAAUAAAUAUGUUGUGAGUGUGUUCACGUCUGACGUGAAAGGCAGUGGGACGGAUGCUGAUGUUUUCCUCAAUAUUUUUGGUGAAAAUGGAGAUACAGGUGAGAGAAGACUCGACAAUGAUAAAAACAACUUUGAGAGAGGAACAGAAGACAAGUUUACCAUCGAGGCUCCGAAUCUGGGCCGAGUGAGGAAGAUCACCAUCGGACACAACAACAAGGGCUCCUCGGCGGGAUGGUUCGUGGAGAAGGUCAUACUGGAUGAUUUGGGAAACAAAGCCUUGUACGAGUUUCCCAUCAACCGCUGGUUUGCCAUCGAUGAAGAUGAUGGAAAGAUACAGAGAGAUGUUCUGGUUGGAGGGAGUCAACCCACCGGAAUCGUGUACAACGUUCAGGUGGUGACGGGGAAAGUCCGAGGUGCAGGAACCAACUCUAAAAUCCACAUGAUCAUGCACGGCUCCAAAGCCCUGAAGAACAGCGGGAAGGUUUUCCUGGAGGGAGGAACGUUUGAGCGCGGGCUCACCGACAUCUUUAACGUGGAGAUCGCAGCGCUGCUCAGUCCUCUCAGUCGGGUCACCAUCGGUCAUGAUAACGGAGGGGUCAGUCCCGGCUGGUACUGCGAAAAGGUGGUUGUGUUCUGUCCGUUCACUGGCAUCGAGCAGACGUUCCCCUGCUCUAAAUGGCUGGAUGAGAACGAGAGCGAUGGACUCAUCGAGAGAGAACUCUACGAAAUGGUCUCGCUCAGGCAAAAGAGGCAGAAAAAACAUCCCUGGUCCCUGUGGAUUUGGACGUCAGAUCUUGCAGGCGCAGGAACAGACGCCUCCAUCUUACUCCAGAUAUUCGGGGAGAAGGGCAAGUCCGAUGAGAUGAAACUCGACAACAAAACUGAUAACUUUGAGCAGGGCCAGCUGGACAAGUUCAUGAUCGAGCUGCCGGAUCUUGGGAAGCUGACGAAACUGAGGAUCUGGCAUGAGAAGAGGAAUCCCUUCGCCGGCUGGCAUCUGAGUCGAAUGUCCAUAAUGAAAACUUUAACGAAGGAAACGUAUAAGUUCCCAUGCGAGCGCUGGCUGGACACUAACGAGGACGAUAACGAGGUUGUGCGAGAGCUUCCGGCCACAGGCGAGCUGAUCCCAGAGCCGCUGCCAGUCAUCAAGUAUCGCGUCACCGUCUCCACGGGGAACGUGAGCGGCGGAGGAACGGACGCCCAUGUGUUCCUGUGUCUGAUCGGAGAUCUGGGAGACACGGGCGAACGCACGCUAAUCAACUGCAAGAACAACGUCAACAAGUUUGAGAAGGGCAACGCUGACGAGUUCCUCAUCGAGGCGGUGUCGAUCGGGCACGUGCGCCGGGUUCGGAUCGGUCACGACGGGCGAGGCGGAGGCUGCGGAUGGUUCCUGGAUAAAGUGCUGAUCCGAGAGGAAGGCCAGGCCGAAUCCCAGGCCGUCGAAUUCCCGUGCAACAGAUGGUUGGACCGCGGGGAAGACGACGGCCAGAUCGUUCGGGAACUCGUGCCGUUCGCAGACGGACAAAGACUUUACAACGUCAGUUACCACAUCGCAGUGAAGACGGGAAACGUCAGCGGAGGAAGCUCCGACUCUAAAGUGUUCGUCAAGUUUUACGGCGAGAAGGGAGACACCAGCAGGAUGAUGCUCGUGGUUUCCGACAACAACCUGCGCAACUACUUCGAGACGGGACGGGUGGAUGUGUUCACCGUCGACACCGCGGACAUCGGGCAGAUCAACCGGCUCCUGAUUGGUCACACUAACGAAGGGAUGCGCGCCGGCUGGUUCCUGGACAGCGUUCAGAUCAUGGUUCCCAAUCACGGGAAUCACUACAUGUUCCCGAGUCACCGCUGGCUGUGCCGAGACGAGGCUGAUGGGAAGACGGAGGUGGAGAUUUACCCCAGUGAAAUACUGGACCUCGAACAAUUGAUCAACUAUGAGGUCACGGUGGUGACGGGCGACGUCUUCGCCGCCGGCACGAACGCCAAUGUGUUCAUCCAGAUUUACGGAGACCAGGGGAAGACGGAGGUGCUGAAUCUCAGCAGCAGGUCAAAUAACUUUGAAAGAGGAACAACAGAGAUAUUCAAGAUUGAAGCUAAAGACGUGGGGAAGAUCUUCAAGAUCCGCAUUUGCAACGAUGACUCUGGCAUCGGAUCCGGAUGGUUCCUGGACCGGCUGGAGGUCAAGCGUCUGGUCAUGGCCAUGGUGCCCAAAGAGAAGAAGGAAGACAAGAAGAAGAAGAAGAAGAAGAAGAAGGAGGACGAGGAAGAGGAGGAAGAGGAAGAGAUGCGAGAGGUGGUUCUCACACACAGAUUCCCCUGCGAUCGAUGGCUGGCGGCGGAUGAGGAGGACGGAGAGACUGUGGUGGAGCUUCUGGCCGAGGAGAACGAGGAGCUGGAGGAAAACACGUAUGAGGUGAGUGUGUUCACGGGGAACAUGAUGGGGUCCGGAUCUGAUGCCAAUGUUUUCAUCAACGUCUACGGAGAGAACGGAGACACGGGCGAGCGACGCCUGAGGAAGUCCAACCACCUCAACAAGUUUGAGCGCGGACAGGAGGACGUGUUCUCCAUCACAGCCGUGGAUCUCGGGACGCUGAAGAAACUGAGGAUCCGGCACGAUAACAGCCACCAGUCGGCCUGGUACCUGGACCGGGUGGAGAUCGUGGACACGAAAGACGACACCACGUAUUACUUCCCCUGUAAUCGCUGGUUAGCGGUUGAUGAAGAUGAUGGUCAAAUUGCCCGAGAGCUGGUCCCUGUGGAUGAGGCCUUCAUGAGGAAGGACGAGGACGAGGAGGAGUCCGGGGCCACACUGGGAUUGGAGCAGAAAGCGAUGUCAACAACAUACACGCUGAGGAUCAAGACAGGAGAGAAGAAACACGCAGGAACAGACGCCAAUGUCUUUGCGAUCCUGUAUGGAGAGAAUGACGACACAGGAAUCAUCAACCUGAAAGCCUCUAAAUCACACAAAAACAAGUUUGAGAAGGGAAUGAUCGACGAGUUCACCGUGGAGGCCGUUGAUCUCGGAGAACUCCACAAACUGAGAAUCGGCCAUGAUGAAGCAGGAGGCUCGGCGGGCUGGUUCCUGGACUGGGUGGAGAUUGACGCUCCUUCUCAAGGACAGAGACUUCGGUUCCCAUGCGGGCGCUGGCUGGACCGAGGAGAAGACGACGGAGCCAUCGUCCGAGACCUGUAUCCCGCCGAGCUGCAGACUGAGCUUUACACGCCAUUCGUUCCCUAUGAGAUAACCACCUUCACGAGUGACGUCUUCGCCGCGGGGACGGACGCGAACGUCUUCAUAGUCCUGUACGGUCAGAAGGGCCUGGCAACGCAGCAGAAGUACCUGUGCGUCAACAAGAGAGAGAGACGCUUGGCAUUUGAGAGAUCAGCAGAAGACAUGUUCAUAGUGGAGCUGGAAGACAUUGGAGACAUCAUCGAGAAGAUCCGCAUCGGACACGAUAACAAAGGGACGAACCCCGGCUGGCAUCUGGACAGAGUGGAAAUCAGAAGACUUUUAAGAAAAGGAAAGGGUUCGGAGACAACCAUCUUCCCCUGCGAGCGCUGGCUGGCCCGGUCCGAGGAUGAUGGGGAGACGGUGAGAGAGCUGGUGCCGUCGGACAUCAUCACGGAGAAGCUUCUGAGAGACGGCACGCUCAAACACAGCGAGAUCGAGGUGGAGGACGCUCUCGAGACUCACACGUACACAGUAACGGUGAGGACGGGCGACAUGUACGGCGCCGGAACCGAUGCUAACGUCUUCCUGACGGUCUACGGGGAUCUGGGAGACACCGGAGAACGAAAGCUCAGCAAGUCUGAGAGCAGCAGCAACAAGUUUGAGAGAGGAGCCGUGGAUAAGUUUAGCAUUGAGGCGGUGGAUCUGGGUCUGGUGUUCAAGAUCCGGAUCCGGCACGACGACUCCGGGGCCGGGGCCGACUGGUACCUGGAUCAGGUGGAGGUGGUGGACACGGACACGGACGAGGUUUACAUGUUCCUGUGUGAACGCUGGCUCUCCGGGAAGAAGGAGGACAAGCGCAUCGAGAGGACCUUCUUCAUCAAGGACUACGAGGGCGAGAGGAACCCUCAGAACGUGAAGAAGAGCAUGCAGAACUCCAAAGCUGGGCUGGACGGCAACAUGAACAAGAAGAAGAAGAAGAAGAAGGCUGUGAUCAUGGACGAGGGUCCGAUGAUCCCGUACCACUUCACGGUGUCGACGGGAGCAGAUCGCGACGCCAGCACCAGCAGUCGGGUCUACGUGAUCAUCCUGGGACCCAGCGAUCUGGAGACGGAGCGGCUCUGGCUCGAUCUGCCCGGCGGGAAGAAGUGCUUCGCCAGCGGAGGAAUGGAGCAUUUCAUGAGCUACGGACUCGACGUGGGCGAGAUCAAGAGAGUUGAGCUGGGCCACAACGGAGCGACUCCGGAAAGCUGCUGGCUGGUGGAUGAGCUCUCGGUGGCCGUUCCCACAAAAGGGAUUCAGUACAACUUUCUGUGCAAGUGCUGGCUGGCCAAAGACAGAGGAGACGGUCUGACGGCCAGAGUCUUCAACAUACUGGACGCCACAACCAUCAGCAUCAUCCGAAAGGUGGUUUAUGAAGUGACUGUCGUCACGGGUGACACUCAAAACGCAGGAACAGACACCAACAUUUUCAUAACUGUGUUCGGGGCCAAUGGGAGCACGGAGGAGAUGCUCCUUAUGAAAAAUGAGGACAGGUUUGAAAGAGGACAGGAAGACACAUUUAACCUGGAGAUUGAUGACAUCGCGCCCCUGAAGAAGCUUCGAGUCCGCAUCGACGGGACAGGGAGUCGUCCUGAUUGGUUUCUUGACAAGAUGAUCAUGAGAAACCUGACCACGGAGGAGGUGUAUGUCUUCACGUACGAGGAAUGGCUCUCCAAGACCAAAGGACCCAAGAGGACGAAGGUGUGUGAACUUCCAGCCGUGGUGGACGACGAGGAGAUGGUGGAGAAAACCACGUACAUCAUUCAGGUUAAAACCAGUGACCUUACUGCCGCUGGUACCGACGCCAACGUGUUUCUGAUCGUGUUCGGGGAAAACGGAGACACGGGAACACUAGCACUGAAGGAGAGCAGCAACAGGAACAAGUUCGAGCGCAAACAAGUGGACGUUUUCCGAUUCCUGGAUGUCCUGAGUCUGGGCGAGCUGUCGAAGGUUCGGGUCUGGCACGAUAACAAGGGCCCGGCGCCCGGAUGGCACCUGGAGUUCAUCGAUGUGAAGGACGAGCUCCUCGAUGAGACCUUCCGCUUCCCCUGCGACCGAUGGCUGGCCAAAAGCGAAGACGACGGUCAGAUCAUGAGGGAACUGGCAUGUGCCAAUAAUGAUAUUCUGGAUCUCAGUGAAAAGACCAAAUACGAGAUCGAGAUCACGACAGCCGGUUCUGAUGAUGCCGAGACGAAGGAUAACGUGUGGAUCGUUCUGGAGGGCAGGAAAGGUCGAUCUAAAGAGUUUAUGAUGGAGAACUCAAAGAAGAAGAAGUUUUUGCGUGGUGCCACGGAUUCAUUCGAGUUUUCCUCUAAAAAUGUGGGAGAGAUCGUUGGUAUUUGCUUGGGCCAUUUAACGAAGGAGAAGAAGGUGAAGAACGAGUGUUUCUGGCACGUGCAGGAGGUGCUGAUCACAGAGAAAGAGCUGGGCAACAAGUUCUACUUCACGUGUGACGCACGGAUUCCCCUGGCCGCCAAGAGAGACGAGUUCAUGACGUUCGAGUGCAGCAAAACCGUGGAGAGUUUCGCCAGCAAAGUCCGCAGUCUGGUUCCUGUUAAAUACGAGAUCAUCGUGAUCACGGGAGACGUGAAGGAAGCCGCCACCGACGCCAACGUCUUCAUCACGCUCUACGGCGUCAACGGGGACUCCGGGAAGCGGGCGCUCAGGCAGAAGUUCAGGAACCUGUUCGAGCGGGGCCGGACGGACCGGUUCCUGCUGGAGAUGCUGGAUCUGGGAGAACUCCUGCGGGUCCGGGUGGAGCACGACGACUCCAGCACGUCGUCCGGCUGGUUCCUGGAGUGUGUGGAGGUCACCAACACCGCCAACUGGGUGACCACCAUCUUCCCCUGCGGGAAGUGGCUCGACCUGAACAAAUCCGACGGGCAAACUCACAGGGUUCUCUAUCCCAAAUACUGAAACCGCACGGGACUUAUUUGUACUUUUUUAAAGAAAUUCAAAUAAACUUCCUUUGUAUUUGUA